This is a messenger RNA of Hordeum vulgare subsp. vulgare (domesticated barley), 1452 nucleotides long. RefSeq lists its product as uncharacterized. The transcript is spliced from 9 exons. Bases 115 to 1191 code for a protein of 358 amino acids. NCBI's taxonomy places the organism in Eukaryota, Viridiplantae, Streptophyta, Magnoliopsida, Poales, Poaceae. The record is from RefSeq and is a predicted model, not a curated record.
UCGAAUCCCCCCAUCUCAUCUUCCUCAUCAGAGGAAAAAGCCAAACCGAGCCUGCAGUUGCAAUCCCUAUACGCCUCUUCCCCAACAAGUCGAAUCCGCCCGCGUUAAGGAAGGAUGUGCUCCCAAGCCCCCAAAUCCCUAGACCUCGACCCCUCCCCUGUCCCCAGAUCCCUAGACCUCGACCCCAAAUCCGAGCCCUGCCCCGGCGCGAUGACGGCGGCCGAGCUCCCCGACGAAGCGGAGAACCCCUGCCUGUCGCGGUUUCGCCUCCGGCGACUCCUCGCCUUCCUCUCGCGCCAGCGCUACGAUGUCGCCUUCAACGGGCUGAUGCUGCAGGCGAGUGCGCCCUUCUGCUUGGAGUAUCUGCAGUGGCUCGUGAGGAAGGGCCUGUGGGAGGACUCCAUCGACUACCUUGAUGGCUUCCUGCCUGCCGGCCCCAAGAGCCUCCACGCCCACGCCUUUCGUAACUUCCUCUUGAUGCAUCACUACUUGGCCAGCAUCGCCGCCGGGGAUGGGUCCGCCAUGGACAAGCUCCUUGCCCACCAUUGGAUGCAGCACGUCGUUGCUGCCGGGAAAACGAAAGCGAACCACACCUUUCCUCGUGUCAUGGCCCAAGCCCUGCUCUCGUCGGAGGAGCUCAGGGCGUCCAUGGACUGGGAUGGAGUGAGGAGGGAAGCUGUGUACAUCCUCUUCAGGUUAGCGUCGCGGACCCCAGAGCUCAACAGGCCGCUCACAUUGCCGACUUGCUACACGAAGCCGCACCAGGUGCUUCCCAUUGACGUUGGCUCCGGAUUGUGCAGGAGGCGGCGCGUCAAGGAACAGCGGCCCCAUCUACGACCAGCUGCUGUUGCGAGGGCCAUCCUUUUCAGGGGGAGUCAGCGUUACACAAGAUCUCUAGCCAACUCAAGUUUCGAAUUCAUUGAGGAUGCAAAGGAAUGGUUUGCGACUAUCAUGGAUGAAAGCUUACGAGCUGGUUCAGAUAAAGUGGCUUCUCUGCUCCAACAAACUGUGAAGGAAGGCCAAGAAAAGAGUCAAGAAGGUGCCUGCGAUGGUUCCAAUCCCAGAAAGAAUCCAAGGGCAGAAUUGGCAACUAUUGAUGGAUAUUUGGAUUCAAAAAGGCAACGUUCUACCGGAACUUUUGGGGAAGCAAGCAUGGUGCACAUGAAUGACGUUUGGGCUGAAGCUCACUAGCUGGCUGGUGAAAUCAACCACCUUAGGUUCAUAACCAGGACAGGGUGACUGUUAAGAUUAAUUAACAUAGUCAUUAAGGGAUUAAUCCCUGCUUGUACUAACCGCAUGCAGUUGCAAACUGCUGCGCCGGUUCUCUGUUCAACAGGCACCGGUUCUCUGUUCAACAGGCACCUCCUCCGAACAAACACCUCUCUACUGGCGUCCCCUCCCUUGUAUAAAUAGCAGUUACCAUCCAAUAAAGAGGACACUUGAUUCAUUUUA